AUCCAUAUAAACCUAGGUUGUUUCCUCCUGUUGAUUUCUCUCCAAUGUAUUUUUCGAAGUACUGGUACCGUCACAUACAUUUGUUGGUACAGCGUGUCAGCGUUGGUGUUUCGUUUCACAUAACUUCCUCGUGAUGACACUGUACUUGUUGUGUUUCUACUUUUCAGCGUCUCUCUCAUACUUCCUAGGUGCUGCUUUGUCAGACAUUUACUGGUUCUGAUCUGCGUCACGUUUCUGCUGCAGCACACCUGAUAAAAGCGGCACCGGAUCGCAGGUCAAGUCAUAUGAUCAGGAAGUCUCUGCUUCUCCACACGACUUGGUAAAACAGACCUGUUGUUCCGAUCCAUACAGUCACAUGCUACUUACUGUCUUUUUACGAGACUUUGAACAACUCCGCCCCAAGACACAACCCUAAAAUAUUGUAGCAGCUUCAAGGAAACAUACUACAUAGAUCACAGCUACAAUACAUGAAAUAAGUAAAUUCUGGUUACUUGUGUACUGUAUCUAACCCUUUACAGUCCUCACCACAGCUUUAGGUACAAGAAGGUCCAAUUCUGCUUGCAGUGUUCUGGAUAUUUUGUGGUUUGCACAUUCCAAGCAGCUCUUCAAUGUACUAUAAAGGAGAAAAUGAAUCUGACUGAGUAUUUUGCAAGAAUCGGCUACAAAGAGCCCAGUCACAAAGCUGAUCUGAAAACUCUGACCGAACUACACGAGCACCACAUCAGGUCAAUCCCGUUUGAAAACCUCAGCAUUCACUGUGGGGAGAAAAUCACCUUAGACCUGGAAACCAUCUACAACAAAAUUGUGAGAAACAAACGAGGGGGAUGGUGCUGUGAAAACAACCAGCUCUUCUCCUGGGUGUUGAAAGAAAUGGGGUAUGACAUUACCCGGUUGGGGUCAAGGGUAUAUGACAACCUCAAGGAUGAUUAUAACCCUGAAGAGUCACAUCUCAUAUCCAAGGUGAUCAUUGAUGGGAAGCCAUACAUAGCUGAUGUGAGUUUCGGUGUCUCUGGUCAAAUCUGGCAGCCCCUGGAACUCAUUUCAGGGAAGGACCAGCCUCAGCUUCCUGGCGUCUUCUGUCUCGUUGAAGACAAGGGUGUCUGGGUCUUGCAGAAGACUAGACGCAAGCCUCAUGUUCCAAAUAAAAGCUUUGCUUGUUCCUCUCUGGUUAACAAGAGUCUUUCUAAAAAAAUCUAUUGUUUUACCAUGGCACCACGCAACAUAGAUCAUUUUGAGCAGAAGUGUACUUUUCUCCAGACGUCUCCAGAAUCCUUGUUCACCAAUAAGUCUAUCUGCUCCUUGCAGACCACCACUGGGUUUCGCGCUCUAAUUGGGUGGACUUAUUGUGAGGUCACCUAUAACUACCGGGAAGAUAUUGAUCUGGUUGACGUGUCUACAGUCCCUGAUGAAGAAGUGGAGAAGGUACUUGAAGAGAAGUUUGGUGUGGUAUUAGAAAAUAAACUUAUACCUGUCAACAAUAAAGCCUGUUACAAUAUCUAGGCAUCUCUGCAGGGUAAUCAAUAUGAUCAAUAAUGUUAAUUUGACAGAAUGAUUAGUAUCGGAGCUGAAGAGCAGAUACACAGAUCUACUAUUAAUAAAAGGGAUGCUCUGCUUUGAAAUCAUGUAUUUUUGCACAAAUUGAUUCUAACACCCUGCUCUGGAAUUUCAAAUCCAUGCUUCAUCACAUUUUGAGUAAUCAAUAGAGAAUUGUUUUGGCAGGUUAACUGCUGUUGUUUGGACAACCUUUGAUCAGGUAGCUAGAAUAGAGUUGUGCCCACUCAUUGCAUUAAUGAGACAGAUUAAAAGUGACAAAAUAUCUAUAUCUAUAUCUAUCUAU
This is a messenger RNA of Polyodon spathula (Mississippi paddlefish), 1837 nucleotides long. RefSeq names its product arylamine N-acetyltransferase, pineal gland isozyme NAT-10-like. The record is from RefSeq and is a predicted model, not a curated record. Lineage: Eukaryota; Metazoa; Chordata; Actinopteri; Acipenseriformes; Polyodontidae. The transcript is spliced from 3 exons. Gene Ontology annotation, molecular function: acetyltransferase activity. Bases 628 to 1500 code for a protein of 290 amino acids.